ACGCCGGAUCGCGCGGGGGGGGACCUGCGCCAGGCUUGCCCCGGUGCAGCCACAUCAGCCCAAGGAGAUUGGCCGCUCAGAUGCGGGAAGUCGAUUGCUGAGGUCUGGGGCGAGACGCACCUUCCUCCCUCCGGCCUCAGCGCCGCAGAUCCGGCUGCAGCAGAGAAGGGGGGCAGAGGGGGAACCAGCCCCACAGCGGCCCGCGGGUGGGAGAUCCGCGCGCCCCUUCCAAGAUGGCGUCCGCCAACGACACCCGGCAGGCCCAGAAAGAUGCCGCCGACCAGAACUUUGACUACAUGUUCAAGCUGCUGAUCAUCGGGAACAGCAGCGUGGGGAAGACGUCCUUCCUGUUCCGCUACGCCGACGACUCCUUCACCUCGGCCUUUGUCAGCACCGUGGGCAUCGACUUCAAGGUGAAGACGGUCUAUAGGAACGAGAAGAGGGUCAAGCUGCAGAUCUGGGACACCGCAGGGCAGGAGAGAUACCGGACAAUCACGACGGCUUAUUACCGAGGAGCCAUGGGCUUCCUGUUGAUGUACGACAUCGCCAACCAGGAUUCCUUCAACGCCGUGCAGGACUGGGCGACUCAAAUCAAGACCUACUCUUGGGAUAAUGCCCAGGUGAUCCUGGUGGGGAACAAGUGUGACCUGGAGGACGACCGAGUGGUGGCCACGGAGGAUGGCAAGCGGCUGGCUGAUGAGCUAGGGUUUGAAUUCUUCGAAGCCAGCGCCAAGGACAACAUCAACGUCAAGCAGGUCUUUGAGCGCCUGGUGGACAUUAUCUGCGAGAAGAUGAACGAGAGCCUGGACACCAACCCCACCCUCGUCAGCAACAGCAAGAACGGGGCCCUGACCGAGACUCCGCCCCCGCAGUCCAGCAGCUGCUCUUGCUAGAUAACAGACUCCGCCCACCUAUGGCGCCUCUCCCCCCCUCCCCCCCACCGCCGCAGCGGUCACAUUGAUGUCAUAGAUAAAUAGGAUGGGACGUUAUGGGGAGAGGCACAUCUCUUGGGCUGCUGCCCCAAUGUUUUUCUAUUUGCCUAUGACAACAAUGCAGUGGAGUCGCCCUCCCUUUCCUUAUCCCCAAUCCACGGUUCGUCCGUCCCGGCAAUCACGGCCAGCUGAGGGAUGAGGAACAUGAGCCCAUCCACCAGACCUCAGAGGUGGUGGGGCAGGCACAGGCCCCCCACAGCUGAUGCAAAUUGGCCUGACUUCCUUUGACUUUGAUGGCGCUGACGUGGGUGCUACGGAUCCAACGGGGGUUCGAUGCCUCAGCAGAUCCUCGCUGUCUUCGGAGCAUGUCUGAUAUUAACCAAGCCCUAGGUGCAGCUUUGCAAAAGGCUGGGGCAUCGAACCCCCAUAUAGAUCUGUGACAACUGCUCUGUGUUUGUAAGGGGAUGGAGAGGGGUGCCCGGGGGGAGGGGGAGGAAGAUGUGGGGUGGUUUCCUGCACAGGGUUUGCUGCACGUUGGUGUGAGGGACAUUAAUCCUCAUGCUGGAAAACAGGUGGUGGGAGAGGGGGGAGAUCCAUUUUCAUCUCCAUUUUCCACUGAAAAUUUCAGGUUUUUCCCAGGGAAAAUUUGUGUCCUGAACAUCUUUGACCAAAAGUCGGAGCAACUUUGAUUCUGAAAUGCCUCCUGGGUGUUGUAGUCCGGGUGCCUCGUGCUCCUGCUCUCUUCUGUAGACUGGACUUCUUGGUCAGACUACAUCUCCCAUGAUGCACCACACUCUAGCCCUGGUGCAGCAUGGGAGACGUAGUCCAACUAAGGAACCUGGCUCAUAUUGGAGAAUGGGAGCUCGAGGCCAAUGAACUACAACUCCCAUGAGGCACCACUGCAGCAUUUCCAAAGCAACUCAACCCCAAAUGACGGCUUCCCAUAGAGUCACACACUCUGUAAAUGGCCAGGGGUCCCUAGUGCACUCCCCUACCUGGUGCAUUUGUUUGCACUAGUGUCAAAUGCUCCUGUGCGGGGGUUGCAGUGAAAAUGACAACAAAAGGCACUGGAGAGUCGGGCCCUCUCUUUGUUUUCUUUCCUCGAAGCAUCUCCUGCUUUUGGGGUCUGCGGUUGGGGGACUUGCCUUGAGGGAGCUGCCUUAAAGGUGGGGGGUGCCUGGCACUUCCUGAAAAUUGGGUCCCUUUAAGCAGCCUCCGGUUGAGCACCCCAACCCUGGAGGCACCAAAAAUCAUUAGCCAUUUGUGUGGGGGGAGAGGGGUAAACCCCGAGAGGCUCAGCUCACACUGACCCUCCGCUGGUGUAAAUGGGUGUCUGGCCCUUCUCACGCAAAUGGAGCGAUACUGGUUUACACCAGCUGGGGAUCUGGCCCUUCUUGUGCCAAUGCAACAAUACUGGGUUUACACCAGUUGGGGAUCUGGGCCUUAAUGUAGAAAGGGGCCAGGGGAGAGACAAGACCACGGAUUGGGAAAAAUGUAGAAUACCUUCAAUGUAUCGGAUCAGUUUGAACCAACACCUGCAGGCCUAGGAGUCUGGUAAAACCAAAGGUCCUGGGCCUGAUUUCCCGUUGCACUGAGCCUUGUACAGUGGUUUAUUUACACAAGGCUGUGAGGGCUUAAAAUCAAUCCAAGCGGGUUUGCAUGAGUGGUGCAUGGAGGGAGGGGUUGCGGUGCAGGGCACUGGGGAAUUGGACCAGUUUGGCUGCAAGGGCCAAGGGAUACAGAGACUUCCCCCCAUCUUGGGGUGUUGGUUCCAGGCUGGAGCCUGGCUUGGCAGUGACUGAGACCCUAAUCUCAUGCAGACAGCACGAGAGCUUGCCCCAGGCUUGAGGCCUCGGGAUCCGUCGCUCUUUGAUUCGGCGUCCUACCCUGGGAGGGGCUGGUGGGCUGCGGGGAAGCUGAGGCAGAGCUGCCCUAGAACCGAGCCUCGCAGGGCAGCAUUGAGGAGCAAUGCCACGCUGGGGUGGGGAGCGCCCGGGGUGUCUGAAUUGGCUUCAGGUUGGGAUUUCGGGGUGCCUGGGGCCCAGAUCCCCUUGCAGUUCCCUGGGAUUUGAGGACAUCUGACUCCCCUUAUGAUGCCUUCUGCUCCCAGCUUGCAUUAAUUAUCCCCAUCAGCCCCAAAGACUUCAGUGUUGUUAUUUUUGGGAGGUGCCACGCAGGCACCCAAUGGGGCACCUUCCAGAAAGCUUUAGCUGAUAGAUGAGCCUCGGAUAACCCCCCGAGGGAGGAAAAUCAUUGGAUUCCCCACUGGGGAUGGCUAUGCUUGGACCUGGACCAGGGCAUGACUCUUGGUUACUUCCCUACUUCUGGGGUCAUGCCUAGUCCCUGUGUCAGCUAGAGCAGCCACUGGGCUGCUCUAUUUCAUGCUCUGUUUCCCAAGAGCCCUUGCUGAAGCAUGGAGUACCCACAAUGCAGUGUGUUCCAGCCACCCCCCCACACACACACUCGGUUCAGUGCCCUGAUGCCAGCUUCCCAUUGGCUGGAGUAGGCCCUGCCCCUGCACAGAGUGUGUGUGUGUGUGUGUGUGUGUUGGGGGGGGAGGCAGGAUUUUCAGGUGAGGCUGUCUCCGCCCACUUUAUUCAACCUUAAAGGGGCCUUAAAUGAGAAUCAGCCUCUGGAAUCUGGACUCAGUGUGUCAGCUGCCCCAUACUGCAUUCCAGGGUGACAUGAGCACUCCUUGAUGUCCCGGCCGCGCUGGGACACGGCGAGUUUUGGCUGGAAAAGGUACAACAGUCCACUUCCGUCCCACGCUGCAUGGAUCAUUUCAACCCCUCCACGGCUAUCGAUUAGCUUCUCGCUGGAGCAAACUUUGGUUCAACAACUCGGCUCUCCUGGAGUCCGAUCUCACAGCUUUCUGUGCAGCAAGCGCUCAGGGCUCGGCUGCAGGGACCGGUGCGCUGGGGUGACCAGGCAGCAAGGGUGAAAAAUCGGGAUGGGGGGGGUAAUAGACACCUAUAUAAGACAAAGCCCCAAAUAUCAGGACUGUCCCUAUAAAAUCGGGACAUCUGGUCACCCUACGGUGCGCCGUCCCUCCACUCACAAUGCAAUGCUUAUACGCUUCGCACCCCAGCCGUGCAGAGUGUUUUGGCCGUGGGGUGUGUGUGUGUGUGUUAAAGGAAAGUGUCAAGUCGCUCACAUUUCCAGGGGAUGUGCACUCUUUAAAAACGGAGGAGAGGCCAGUUUCUUACUUUGAAAACAAAAGUGCCUUUAGCAAAAGCCAAACCAUUGAUCGGUCACGUGUAAAUAUCCACACUCCCAGCUAAGCUGUAGCCUAGCGGUAGAAGCCUUGUUUAACCUUCUGCCCUUUUCUUCUUGGCCAGAUCCCAUCGAUGCCUUUCUCCCUCCUCCCCCUUUUCGAGAAUUAUUUAAGAGAGAGAGAUGCACAGAGUUCAAGGCCAGAAGGGAUCAUUCAUUCAUCCUGCCUGACCCGCUGUGGAUCAGAGGCCAUGAAAUUUCAUCCAGUUACCCCUGACUUGAGCCAAAGAUAAAUACGCUUGCAUUGGUAUUUAAAAUCCCUGCGGUCAGAUCUCUGUAAGGGGGGGGGGGGGGAGUUUAUAACUGAUGUAGCAUGUGAACGUUGGGAAGGAGGGAUCCACCCCCAAAAAUAAGCCUAAAUAAAUUUAAACCUGACCAAAGUGGGAUUUAGGUAUGACGGGGGCAGGGAUGGUCUUUUUGUUCUGUGUUUGUACAGGGCCUGGCAUACUAGGCCAUGACCAGGCUUCUGAGCGCUACCAUAAUAUGCCUAAUAAAGAAUAAUAAUGCCUUUGAAAAUCACAACAGAA
This is a messenger RNA of Caretta caretta (loggerhead turtle), 4732 nucleotides long. It is a transcript of the gene RAB3D, whose product is annotated as RAB3D, member RAS oncogene family. NCBI's taxonomy places the organism in Eukaryota, Metazoa, Chordata, Testudines, Cheloniidae. Gene Ontology annotation, molecular function: GTPase activity; GTP binding. The record is from RefSeq and is a predicted model, not a curated record.